ACACUAGUAUUUACUCAGUGUAACAAUGUUUGAGGUCAUCUGACUGGGUAAAGGUGCGAGCCAGGCUCUGAUUAUGAAACAGUCGAGAUGGAGAAAACACAUACCUAGAAGGCCUGGCAAAUCUUUCAUUACAAAUACAGUAGAAUAUAAUAGAAAUAUUUUUUAUUGUCCUAAAGUGAGGAAAUUCAGAAGCACCAGCACCAAGUUAGAGCAGAGGGACCAGACGAUACCGUGAGGCGGCUUGCAGCUGCUUGAUGAAAAGAGGAAAACAUUUAUUUUUACUGACAGACAGAGGCAUGGAUUCAUGGAUGACAGGCGUGUUUGUGCUCUUUGCACUGUUCAUGCCUGUUUGCUGUGAAGAAACUUUUUUCACUGAUCCGGUCAUCUGCUACUUUCUGGACGCGUUUCUGAUGGUUUACUGUAUUGCUGCAACGGCGCUGUUCUUCAGAGAAAAAUUCUCCAAAAUGCCACGAGUUCAACCGGAGCCUGGAGAAAAGGGGGGCAUUUACCAGGAACUCGAGAGGCCAAAGGACACUGAUGCUUAUGAUAUGCUUGACCCCAAAAAAGCAAAGGGAAAAAGUGACAGGAAGAAGAGAGCUAAGAAGAGCCAGGGCAAGCCGAAGGAUAAGGAUCCGUAUGAAUCUGUUCCCACCAGCCCUCGGCCCUCUGCAGCUCCGUAGCGACGCAGUUACAGAAACAGAAAAGUUCAUUGCAGCUGAGAUGAAUGGAAGAUUACUGCCUGUUUUUUUAUGUAAAGGCUUUCCUUUUCUCUUCGCUUUUUUGUAUCGAUAAGCACUUCAUUUAUUUUGUGGUUCGUUAGAUAAAACGUGGUUGGAUUUUUGGGAGACAUGAGGUUUUGUACCGAUGAGAACAGAUAGUUAUGCGCUGUGUAAAACAAGACGACCUUUUUUCUUCACUGUCUGGCAUUAAAUCAGACUAAACAUUCCCUGUCUUAUGUCAGCUUCUUAAGUUGUUUCUAUUUGCUAAAUAGCUGAAUAAUGACAUUUUUACCUUCUUCAAACCCAGAAGUUUAAACACACCUACUGGUUUGAUUCUCAUUUGAGUAAAAUGAAGGCAACUCAAAACUGA
Molecule: messenger RNA, 1089 nt
Organism: Xiphophorus hellerii (green swordtail)
Lineage: Eukaryota; Metazoa; Chordata; Actinopteri; Cyprinodontiformes; Poeciliidae
Product: T-cell surface glycoprotein CD3 zeta chain
Exons: 8
Coding region: 255-680 (141 amino acids)
Source: RefSeq, a predicted model, not a curated record